Cuscuta epithymum is the source of this 2363-nucleotide messenger RNA. Lineage: Eukaryota; Viridiplantae; Streptophyta; Magnoliopsida; Solanales; Convolvulaceae. The record is from the annotation of a GenBank genome assembly.
UGAAUUUCGGAGGCUUAUAAAUUAAAGUUGGGGAAUGUAUAUUCAUUAUACAUGUCAUAAUGAGUAAGAGCACAUAAUAUAUUUUAUUUGACCCGAUAAAAUAAAAUAUAUUUAAAACAGUCCGAAAAAUACAACUUUCGGGAUCGAUUGUACACAUCGGGACUUAAUGGGAUGACCUCCCACAAGGGUGGGGGCCACCCCACGUUUUUGUGUGCUCAAAAUAAACAAGGAGGUGGCUGAGUUGACAAAGGAAGGAGUGGAGGAGGUGCUUUUGGCAUCUAAGGUACAUGGAGGACCCCCCUCCCUCACUCAUUUGUCAAUUAAGACAAAAGUGAGACAUCCCCUCUCCCUCCAACCAUUGAGCUCGACCAAACCAUCCAAGGGAGAGAGAAGGAGCUUCAAAAUCACCUCCAUUGCUGCAAAUUUGAGCUCAAGCUUUAGUGCUCAAAGGAAGAAGAUUAAAGAGGGAAAAAGUUGGGAAAAGUGUGAACAAUUAAGGCACUUGUAAAGGGUAUUUCAAGUGAUUUCACAAAGUUGGAAAAAGUCGCCGGAGUUGUCGCCGGAGUUGACCAAGUCGCCGGAGUUUCACCGGAGUUCAACCAAGAAGGGUAGAACUUCUUAACGCUAGUUCAAGGUUGAAGCUAGGGCUUGCUACUUGCACCUUCUCACGGGUGAUAUCAAAUCAGGAAGACGUGAAAUGGAGGGCAGGCGAAUGGCAACCAGGAACAAUCCGAGAGGGCGGGCGCCGGUAGCGUCCCAAAGGGGAAGCCGGGCUGCAUCUCGGGGUUCAAGAGGAGGCCGUGGAGGCCGUGGAAGCCGUGGAGGUCAUCAAGCUCAAACUGUGAGUGAUGGCCAUGUAAGCUCGGUGUAUGAAACCAACACCGAAGACUACGACUCUACAUAUGUUCCGGAAACGGAGCACGAGGAGACCCCAUAUGAUGGGGGUGACACGUACACGGACGAUGAUGAUGAAGAGAGUGAUGCCAAGUUCGCUCAAAUGGGCGAAUUGCUUGAGUGGUAUCAAAAAGAGAAACUGAGGAGAGACCUUAGGCGCCAAGCAAGGUGUGGCUCGCGUGGUGGUUCGGGUCAAGGGAGCCGGGGAGCUUCAAGGGCCACUCCAGCAGCGUCACAUGGUGGGCGUGAAGGAGGUUUGGUUGUGAGGAUCUCGAAAUACCUCAAGGAGGCUAGAGCCUUGGGGUGUAAGUCCUUCGACGGCACCGGUGACAUUACCGUUGCCGCCGAUUGGAUAAAGAAGGUGAAGGAUGCGGCAAAAGACAUGCAAAUUUCACCGGACGUAAAGUUGACUGUCGCUUCACGUCUGCUUGAGGGGAUAGCUUCCACGUGGUGGGAGAGUGUUGAAGGAAAAUACCAUGGGGAGGUUUCAUGGGUAAAUUUUGAGCAAGAAUUCUAUGCUCAAUACUACUCCGAGUAUGAGGUGAAUGUGAAACGGAGGGAGUAUACUAACCUGAAACAGAAAGAUGGUGGCACGGUUAAACAGUUGGAACAAGACUUUAGAACCUUGGCUAGGUUCUUGCCAGAGUACGCGGUUGAUGAGAACCGCAUGACGGAGCACUUUUGGGAUGCCUUACUCUUGGACAUCCGUGAUCGGGCUACGUACUCGCGCCACAUGACCUUUAGCGAGGUGGUGGAGCAGGGCCUUCUCGGGGAGGCUCAAUGGAAUGAAAGAAAGGAAAGAGACGCCGAAGAGGCGAAAAAGAGGAAAUGGCAUGGUUCGGGGCUGCCCGAGCAAGCACGGAAAGAUAAACACGGUGGGAGUGGUGGUUCGUUCAAGACACCGGCACCACCGGCAAAGAAGAACAGGGAUGCUCGGUGGCAUGCAUCCUCCUCCCAAAAGAAGGGGCCUCCAAAGUGUGCCAAUUGUUCGAAAAAUCAUUUUGGGAAGUGCAAUGCACCCCCGAGGUGUUAUCAAUGUGGGAACACGGGCCACAUGAAGGCCAAUUGCCCACAACUAGAGGGAGGAGGAGCUCCGGGAUCCGGAGGAGGAACCACGACGGGAAGAAACCGUGCGGGCCAGUCACACGGCGGUACGGGAAGAGGCGGCGCGUCCACAAGUCAUGCCGCGUCCGUAAAUCAAGGCGGGACCCAAGCACGAGUGUACGCAAUGACCGAGGCAGAUGCGCGAGCAAACCCGGACUCCGUUGCAGGUUGAAGCUAGGGCUUGCUACUUGCACCUUCUCACGGGUGAUAUCAAAUCAGGAAGACGUGGUUCGUGCUUCCUUAUUUUCUUUCAAACUACCGAACACUUGCUCAUGGAUAUUUGUUCUACUAUAAACUAUUUUUGGGGCUUGCAUGCCCAUGUUGUUGGCCGGUUGUGGCUUAUGACUUACCGUUGAAUAUUUCCG